AAUGUUAAUAUUUAUGGUGUAAUAUAGAUAAAUCGCUCAUAUUUAUGUCAUGUUGUAUGAAAUGUAGUUUUUCUGAUUGAAUGAAGUCCAAAUUAAAAGAGAAAAGUAGCAAAAAGACAAAGGUUCUAAAAGUAGGCAAAAAAAACUCCAAAAAAUCUAGUAAAGAUGUAGAAGAUUCCGAUUUGUCAGACUUUGAAGCUGAAUAUCUGGAGGAACUUCCUCCAGACGUAUCAUCGAAGAUCCAAAAAUUGAUCAAAGCCUCAAAUGACGAGGUUCCCAGACAUGAUAAAGACCCUGGUUUGGAGUUUUUGGAAUCGGAUCCUCUUAUUAACUUGAAACUAUCACAGGAUGUUUCAGGGUUUUUACCUGAGAAUAAAAAUGAUGGAAGUACUGUUGACAUUUGGUGGAAACUCAAACAGCUCUCUGAACAACGGACGGAGGAUGACGCCUUGAAAAAGAUAAGACCCGUAUACACAGAUAUUGGUUUGUACUUGUCUAAAUACAAGAGUGGAAGUUUACCAAAGGCUUUCAAGGUACUUCCAAAGAUGAAGAACUGGAUGGAACUACUGGAGUUGACAACUCCUCAGAAUUGGACCCCCAAUGCAGUAUCAGAAGCAACACGCCUAUUUUCAUCGAAUAUGAAUGAAGCUAAUGCCGAGAUAUUCUAUACUUCUGUACUGUUACCUGCAUUUCGUCAAGAUUUGCGGAGUAAACGUACAUUGAAUUAUCACUUGUAUAUGGCACUGAAAAAGGCAAUGUUUAAGCCAAAUGCAUGGUUCAAGGGAAUACUUUUGCCUUUGGUUGAGGAGGGAUGUACUUAUAGAGAGGCUGCUAUAGUUGGCAGUGUUCUAAAGAAAAUUUCAAUUCCAGUGCUUCAUGCUUCUGCCUUUAUCCUCAGAAGUUGCCAAUGCCAAAAGUGGUUUGGAAGCACUAGUUUUAUACUAUGCAUACUCUUCCAAAAGAAGUUUAACCUUCCUGCUAAGGUCAUUGACGGAUCUAUCGCAUAUUUUUACAAGUUUCUAACGUUUGGAGAUUCGCUGCCUGUGAUAUGGCACCAAUCAUUAUAUAUUUUCGUCGAAAACUAUAAGCACACAUUUAAGGACGAACAUAAAGAAUGCAUAUCGGAGAUAUUGCAGAAACAACGACACCCGCAGAUUACUGCUGCAAUAGAGAGUUCUCUUAGACGAACGUUCGAUGAUGUUGAGAUGUAUGAUUAGAGUGGAGUAUACACACUAGAAUAUCCAAGCGGUUUGUAUGAUGAUAAUCAUAUCAUUGGGAAUCUCUCUGAACCUUUGUGUUGAUAGACAAUUCU
This is a messenger RNA of Theileria equi strain WA, 1312 nucleotides long. RefSeq names its product bystin domain-containing protein. Gene Ontology annotation, cellular component: preribosome, small subunit precursor; nucleolus; cytoplasm. Gene Ontology annotation, biological process: rRNA processing. The transcript has 6 exons. NCBI's taxonomy places the organism in Eukaryota, Apicomplexa, Aconoidasida, Piroplasmida, Theileriidae. The record is from RefSeq and is a predicted model, not a curated record. Gene Ontology annotation, molecular function: snoRNA binding. Bases 81 to 1217 code for a protein of 378 amino acids.